AUGAAUACAUCAUUUGAUAAGUCUAAAUAUUCCAAUGUAAAAAAAAUUAUUCUUCUUUCUGGUAAGCGUAAAUCUGGAAAAGAUUAUAUCGGGGAAAAAUUAGCUGAACAACUCCAAGCUGUACCUCUACAUCUAAGUGAACCAUUGAAAUUAGAGUAUGCUCGAUUAAAUCAAAUCAAUGGUGAACAAUUAUUAGAUUCAUCUUCGUAUAAAGAAAAUUAUCGAAAAGAUAUGAUUAGAUGGGGUGAAGAGAAACGAGAUGAAGAUCCGUCAAUUUUCUGUCGUUUGGCUAUUGAACAAAAGCAUGAAAUGUGUUCGAUAAAUCCAAUAUGGAUUAUUUGUGAUAUUCGACGUUAUACAGAUAUUGAUUUUUUUCAAAAAUAUUUUUCCGAUCGUUUAUUACUUGUUCGUAUUGAAGCAUCGAUUGACACGCGUAAAAUGCGUGGUUGGAUUUUUACAUCUAAUAUUGACGAUUCAGAAUCGGAAUGUCAACUUGAUAAAAAUGUUCAGUGGACUUUCGUAUUUUCGAAUAAUGAUACUGAUAGUUUUCAUGAACAAAUGAAUAAUCUUAUUGAGAUGAUAAAUUCUUAG
This is a messenger RNA of Rotaria socialis, 591 nucleotides long. NCBI's taxonomy places the organism in Eukaryota, Metazoa, Rotifera, Eurotatoria, Philodinida, Philodinidae. The record is from the annotation of a GenBank genome assembly.